GCUGUUUAGUCCUCCGAGUGUCGUUCAUCAUGGCCGUUCCCGCUGGAAGAUCCGUGGUGUUCGUGACUGGAAACGCCAAGAAACUGGAAGAAGUCAUUCAGAUCCUUGGUGACACGUUUCCCUACAAGCUGGUGUCAAAAAAGAUUGAUUUACCUGAAUACCAGGGAGAGCCGGAUGAAAUUUCCAUACAGAAGUGUAAGGAGGCGGCCCAGCAGAUUGGUGGACCAGUCAUUGUAGAGGACACAUGUCUGUGUUUCAGGGCCUUAGGGGGACUGCCUGGUCCUUACAUCAAAUGGUUUCUUGACAAACUUAAACCAGAGGGCUUGCACAAACUUUUAGCUGGUUUUGAAGAUAAAUCAGCAUGGGCCCUUUGCACUUUUGCAUUCUCUGCUGGCAAGGAUGAACCCGUCCAACUCUUUAGAGGGAAAACAGAGGGACAAAUUGUGGAACCAAGAGGCCCGCGAGACUUUGGAUGGGACCCCUGUUUCCAGCCCGAUGGAUAUGACAAAACUUAUGCUGAACUUCCCAAAGAGGUGAAAAACUCAAUCUCUCACCGCUACCGGGCACUAGCUGCCAUGUCUGAGCACUUUUCACAAACCAACAAUACCUCACCUGAGAGCAAGAAGAAGAAGCAGGACGAUUAAAUACGUAUGUUUGACUCAUCUGUGUGUUAUAAUUUAACUAGAGGAAACUUCUUAUGACAUCACAUACUGUCCAGUCUGGAGCACUCUCUAUUGCAUUAUGUCUGUUUUCCUUUAUUUUACAAUAAACUUCAUUUUCAAUUUUUAAAGACUUACAA
Molecule: messenger RNA, 799 nt
Organism: Menidia menidia (Atlantic silverside)
Lineage: Eukaryota; Metazoa; Chordata; Actinopteri; Atheriniformes; Atherinopsidae
Source: the annotation of a GenBank genome assembly